Aspergillus candidus is the source of this 1068-nucleotide messenger RNA. RefSeq lists its product as uncharacterized. NCBI's taxonomy places the organism in Eukaryota, Fungi, Ascomycota, Eurotiomycetes, Eurotiales, Aspergillaceae. The coding region runs from base 154 to 891 and encodes 245 amino acids. The transcript has a single exon. The record is from RefSeq and is a predicted model, not a curated record.
UAGUCGCAAAUCCUACCAGAUCCUCUACCACGACGGAGAAAGACCGGAUCAAAGGGAAAUCUGACAAUCCCGACCCAUUCCCAGCGAGCAACCACCCUGUCCCCCAAACGAAUCAGUUUCGGCAAGGUCAUUCCAGAAGCACGAGUGGAUACAAUGGCGAGAAAGCGCCCAGCCCCCGUCGACACCCCCGAGGAGCCUCUAACGCAGACCCCCCAGAAGCGAGCCAGAAAGCCUCCAACAGACAAGAAGCCCGUCAUCCACGCACCGCACCCUCCCUCUCCAUCCCUCUCCCCUAACGAUAAGACCCAAGGUGCACAGUGUGUGGAUCCUGUCACCGUAGAAAAAGAGCUGUACACCGAGGCGUUCUUCGCAGACAUGGCUUACACCAUCGCGCGCAUCUUCCCCUUUGAGCAAUUCGCCGAGAAGCACGGAUGUGCCGUCAGUUUGGUUUCCCAGGCCCUAAUGGCCACUAUGAUCGCCCCGUGGUCCGAUCCCAGCUUCGAUUGGCAGGAAGACCCGGACUGGACCAUUGUGCGCUUCGGCGAGGGCAUGGUCGACAACUGGAAACGCUACUAUAACGAUAUGAUGGAAAAUUGUAGGCCACCCUGCCCUGGAUGGGGCGAUGAUGACCCGGAGAACUUCCCGACCUCCCCGACCGCCACCUCCAGUUCCGACGACGAGACAUCUGGAUCGACGUACUCGACCACCGAUCAGUCUGAGACCACCCAACAGGAAAUCGAGGGGGCCUCGUCCCUCUCAAAGCCCGGAGAACACCCGGUCGCCCGGGCCCCUCCGCGAUCGAUCCUCAAGAAACAUGAGAUUUCUGCAGUCGGUGGGCGAUCCAAGAAGUCGCUGUCCUGGCAAGAGGAAGAAGAUCUUUCCCCCAGAUGAAUUGAGCGGAGUAGCAGGCUCUCCCGGAUGACAUCCUGGAUCACCAUCAUUGGGGAUGUGGCGCAGACCGACAUCUCAAAUAAAACCCAACCGGCAUCAUGAUCCCAACAUCCCAUUCGCCUGAGUGAACAGACUGCGUCUUUUCAUCUCAAUCCGAGAAGUUGCCGUGGGACGGAU